Messenger RNA from Mangifera indica (mango), 1871 nucleotides. RefSeq lists its product as uncharacterized. The coding region runs from base 141 to 1667 and encodes 508 amino acids. The transcript is spliced from 9 exons. The record is from RefSeq and is a predicted model, not a curated record. NCBI's taxonomy places the organism in Eukaryota, Viridiplantae, Streptophyta, Magnoliopsida, Sapindales, Anacardiaceae.
CUUGGGUCUAUUUUCAGCUUCAUAUCGAAGGUGAGUUGUAACCAAAAAGCUUCUUCAUUUAAUCCAGCAGUUCCAGAUCUCACUUAUUCUUUUAACGUUUCAUUUUACUCUCAUUUUGAUUACUAUUUUGAGCCCACAAAAUGGAAGACGAUAAGAACAAGAACGAGAACGAGAACCAAAAACCAGAAGAGAAAAAGUCCCAAAACGAAGAAACUAAAGUUGAAGAAUCACCAGCGAAAUCUGGAGGAUGGGGAGGUUGGGGUUUUUCUGCGCUUACAGUUCUAUCAGAUCUUCAAAAGGCUGCUCAAGAGAUCUCUCGCAAUGCAUCUGUUGCUGCAGAGAAGGCUGCAACGAGCUUCAUGGAUGUGCAAAAUGAAGACUCCGAACCUCUCAAGAAAGAGGAAAAGGUUGAGGACGCUGCAUCUGAGAAGGAAAGUGAAGAUGAGAAUGAAAUAAAACGAAAGUCUGCUUUGGAGAAAUUGGAGAAUGCUAGUGAGGAGUCCUUCCUAGGCCAGGGAUUAAGGGUUCUUGAUAAUUCUGUUGAGAAUUUCACUUCUGGAGCUUGGCAGGCUUUAGGAAGCGCAUGGAAAGGCAGUACUGCUUUUGUUCAGAAGCUUGAGCACUCUGCUGUGAACCUUGCGGGAUCUGUUCAGCAGGGUGGGGAAACUGGUUCUGCUGCACCAUCCUUGAUGGAGACUGGAAGAGCUUUUACAGCAAAGGGAAUGCAAGUGCUUGAAUAUGUAGGCAAGGAGACUAUCGAUCUACUGAUCGCAGAGACUGGUAUUGACAUUGAAAAGAAUAAAGAUUCAGAACAAGAAGGUAAUGAGGAUCAGUUAUCCGAGGAAGUGACAUUUGAUCGUUGCUUCUACAUAUAUGGAGGUCCAGAACAGAUAGAGGAACUGGAGGCGUUGUCCAACCACCAUGCACUCUUAUUUAAUAGAAGAAAGGCAAAAUUAUCAUCAGAUCAGAAAUCUGCAUGUGAUGGAAAUCUCAAACGAGUCCAGAAAAUUUUUAGCUUGAGUACUGAAGUGGAUGGUAGUGCUGAGUCAGAUAGAGGAAAAAAAGUAGAAACUGGAACUGAGGGAUGUGGUGAAGAAAUGAAGAAUUUAUUUGAUUUGAGCGUCAGCAAGGCUGCUGAUAUGGCUACAGGCUUCACGAAUGCCUUAGCAGGACUAACUGUCAAUGAUAUUGUUCAAAGGACUGCUGGCAGACUAGAAUCUGUUCAUUCAGAGGGUGUUCAUAGACUCUCCGAAAUGUGCUGUGUUGCUGUAUCUCAAUUGCUUUUGCUCGGAAAAUCCAUAAUAUCAAAUGCUAGCAAGAUUCAAGAUGGAGAUGCUGAUAGUGAUGCUUUGAAUAUUGACUGGCCUGAGGAUUCUGUUGAAAAAGCUAAAAUAAUCAGAACAAAGGCACAAUCAAUGACAGCAUAUCUAGAAGCAGUUUCAAACAGCUUUAUUACAGGCAUAUCUGAUGUUGCUGAAUCUUACCAAUCAGCCAUGAAGAGUGCUUCUGCCAAUUCUCCUGAAGUUGCAAAACCAUCAAUUCAGGAAAAAGCUAAUGCCUUCUCUGAAAAUCUCCGUGCUGGUCACACAACUGCAGUGGGAAAAAUCCAGGACGGGCUCCAAUACUUGUCUUAUGUAGUCCUUUCAACUUCUAUUCCUGCAGCAUGAUGACUAAAGAUACUCAACUCAGUUAUACCUCAAUGACUUAAUGUUUCAUUUCUAUUUUGUACAGAGUAGCAUAUGUAGCGUGUUGUCCACGAUCUUGUUCGGAACUAUAUGUCAUGCAACUGAAAUUCGUAGGAGAAAGAAUUUUUAUCUGUACUCCUUCAAACGUUUAGAUAAAAUAAGAGCAAUGAAACAUUUAGUUUGAUA